GCAGAACGCCAUCUUUAAACCCCACAAGAGGCCACAGCAGCCACAGUUGAUGAAAAAUACUGUCCCUACGUCGGGAUAUAAGUUCAGCUCGUGGUAACCGUACGUUUGUCUCUCUGGCAAAUAAAUAAUAAGGACCUGGACGGUGGGACUGAGGAGACCGACGGGAGUUACUGCGACAGCCUUAAAAUGUUGUUAUGAUAGCCCAACAACAACAAUAGACGGAAAGACAACAACGGACUGAGCUAGCUUGGCUAACAGCACUGUUUCACAUGCUAACGGAAAGCUAGCCGAGGUUAGCCGCUUCAUUAGCACAUCUGUCUCCCUUUUUAUUGCGCUGAAAUUUCACUGGACGCCGUGGAGAGUUGGCGGUGGCUAUCGGACUACGUUUAACCCGGCUGUCUUCCCAUCUUCUGGCCACUUCUAAGCGUUUUUUGUUCUGGAUUCUCUGCGCUUUGGUUUUUAGCUAACACAAAGCUAAGUCCCUGCUUCACCCCCUCCCCAGCGGCCCAGCCGGAGAUGCGUGGAAGAUGUCGGUGUCGGGGCUGAAGGCCGAACUGAAGUUUUUGGAGUCCAUUUUCGAUCCGAACCACGAACGGUUCAGGAUUAUUGACUGGAAGCCCGACGAGCUAAGUUGCCAGUUUAAUGUGACUGGGGAGAAGCUGCUAAUUAUCCACUGUAACAUAACGGAAUCCUAUCCAUCUACGCCGCCAAUAUGGUUCGUAGACUCUGACGACCCGAGUUUGGCACAAGUUCUGGAGCGUUUGGAAGAUGUGCGAAAAGGCAACACUCUGCUUUUGCAGCAGCUCAAAAAGCUAAUUUGUGACCUUUGCCGGCUGUACAAACCUUCCCAACAUCCAGAUGUGGAGAUGCUGGACCAGCCCCUGCCUGCAGGUCCUGUGGGACAAGACCGGAAGCAUGGAACAGAUGAGGUUACAUCUGAAGAAGAGGAGGAAGAGGAGAUGGGAGAGGACAUAGAAGAUCUGGACCACUAUGAAAUGAAAGAGGAGGAGCCUGUGGAUGGAAAGAAAUCAGAGGAUGAUGGAAUUGAGAAGGAGAAUCUGGCCAUCCUUGAGAAGAUACGUAAGAAUCAGAGGCAGGACCACCUGAAUGGAGCUGUGUCUGGUUCAGUGCAAGCAUCUGACCGCCUCAUGAAGGAACUUAGAGAGAUCUACAGGUCCCAGAGUUAUAAGACAGGCAUCUAUUCAGUCGAGCUUGUUAACGACAGCCUUUAUGAGUGGCACGUCAAAAUAAGGACGGUAGACCCAGACAGCCCGUUGCAUAGUGAUUUACAAGUCCUAAAAGAAAAGGAAGGAAUGGAUUACAUUUUACUAAACUUCUCAUAUAAAGAUAACUUCCCAUUUGAUCCACCCUUUGUCCGGGUAGUUUCACCUGUGCUAUCCGGAGGGUAUGUUCUUGGAGGAGGUGCUCUGUGCAUGGAGCUUCUCACAAAACAGGGUUGGAGCAGUGCCUAUUCCAUUGAGUCUGUCAUCAUGCAGAUCAAUGCCACUUUAGUCAAAGGAAAAGCCAGAGUGCAAUUCGGAGCCAAUAAAAACCAGUACAAUCUUGCCAGAGCACAGCAGUCCUACAAAUCCCUCGUUCAGAUCCAUGAAAAGAACGGCUGGUACACACCCCCUAAGGAGGAUGGCUAAAACAAACUGUUGCCUUCUUUCCUUUGCUGGGACCACAUGUCUUAGGUUUUUUGCUUUUGUGCUUUGUUUUUUCUCCCCUGCUCCUCCUGUGCGACCAAUACUUUUUUUGUUUGUUUUCUUUACAUUUCUGUUCCCCUCCAAGUAAGCUCAAACUCCAAACUGAUCUCACUUCGUGACGACUUCAGAGUCAGUCUCCCACGUGCACGCACACACACACACACACACACACACACUAUGAAGUAGAAUCAGGCCAGGCUAUAGAUGCUUGUACCCAUGUUAUUCCCACACACCCCCACACGCACAUACAAAGUACAUUUGGGUUGUUUUUUUUUGUGUGUUUUGUUUUUCACAUAAAGCUCAUUGACUGCAAACUUCAGAGACACUGAAGGAGCCCAGUUUUACGCUUUUGCACGCUCCACGUGGUAAUCAUAUAAUUUGUGGAGGGGGGUUAAGAUGCAGAUUUGUAAGUUCAUAUUAUCAAAAAUUUCGGUUAUUGUUCAGAAAAGUAGCAGUUGGAAGCAAACGCGGUCAUGAUCGAUUGAGGAAUUAAUGGUUACUGUUUCUCAUGUUGUGCAGUGGCACAUUUUUGAUAUGUGAUAACUCAGCUUUUGCUUUUUAAAUAAAUAUUUAAAUAUUGGAUUUAUUAAAGGAACUGGCAAAGCUGCAAAGACCAUUGUAACAAUUUAAGUGUUUCGGCAAGCUGCCAGUAAAUCGUUGAAGUCAUAGAAGCUUCGGCAGAUGGUGUGACGCCUUUACUUGGAAUAAGUGUGCAGUAUUAAUGAAUCCACAAGAGGGCGCUAGGCUGUUGCACACUGUAACUGCUAACACCAGUGGCUCCAGCAACAGGCUGUAUGACUCAAUCACACAUGCAAAUAUUUGUGUUUGAUUCUUCAUGGUCAUGUGCAGUGGUGGGCACAGCUAACCAUGUUAGCUUUGAUAACCUCUAAUUUGCUAAUUGAAAAGGUAACUUUUAUAACGCUAAACCAAUAAACUGCAAAAAAAAAAUAAAUACCGGAAGUUGCAGCUAACCGCUAACUUUUAGUACUGACUCAGCACUAAGAGUGUCGGCUACUGAUAAUCCAGUUUCCUGUUUAAGCACCACUGAGGCUUCUGAGUAAAAUCAGAAGCGAUCACAAACCCCGAAUGAACAAUGAGCCAGAACUUCUGUCUUUAUGCACGCUGUCUGCUGCUGCCCUCCCCCAAAAAAGUGUCAUUUAUUUUCCACAUACUACAACACAUCCAGUGGGCAGGAGACAUGAAACGCAGAGCACUUUUCACUCAUCAUUUCACACUUAUAAACAACUAAUUUCGGACAAUUUGUCAACAUUAACGGUAACUGUAAUUUUUACAAAGUGAAACUAUCGCACUUAUUUAAAGUAAUGUGCUAAUUCUGAAGGUUUGAGCUUUAACAUGUGCCGGAAGUCAUGGGGGAAAAAAUGAGUCUCCUUAGCUGGUUGGUUUAUUUGUAAAAGCCAACACACAAGUUACUGUAAUGUGUUUUGGUUUUUACAAAUAAAUGUGCAUUUGUAAAUGUCUUUUUUUUAUUUGUAAAAAAAAAAACAAAAAAAAACAGGCAUUUGCAAAACUGAAAUUUAGGUUUGACGUGUAUUCACAACAACUCGCGACCAACGUUGGUUGCUAUUCACACUCCCAUCCAGUAGAUGGCAGUGUUCUAUGCAUUUUGACCAUUUCCCAUAAUGCUUUUCAGCGCGUGUGUCUGUUAAAGCUCAAACCUAAAAGAUAUGCGAGAUAUUUUCUGUGUAAAAAUGACAGAGUUACCAUUAAUGUCGAUAAACUGUCUGGAAUUAGUUUAGAAGUAAAACCACGAGUGGAAAGUGCUUUACGUUUCAUGUCUCCUGCCCACUGUAUCUUGUUGUAUGUGGAAAGUAAAUGACUUUGGCAACAGCAGCCGGCUCCGCUCUCUACUGCUGGGGAAGGACUGAGCUCACAGCGGUCUGACUAUUGCAAAACAUGCAACAGGUAGGGAUUAACAUGUAUGAUUUGACCGUUAAGUUUUAUUCACUAUGCCAGCAAAAAAAUGUUAGACUGAAAGUUAGCGGAACUAAAUUUAGCAGACGCUAAGUGGUCCACCGAUCGUUUUCAAAAUUAGCUGAAAAGCUAAUUUACGAACAAAAAAGUUAGCUUCGCUAAUUAGCAGUUAGCAGAUUUGCGGAACUGUGCCCACCACUGUGCACAUUUUUAAAGCAGCUGCAAGCCACAAGCAGCCACACAUCUCUUCCGUGCAUGGACUCGCACACAGCCUGGCCUGGUGUUACUUCAUCUGCACAGACACACCAAACACAUCUGCUGCUCUCUUUGUUUAUUCCUCUUCUGUCUGUUAUUUGAUGCAACUUCCCCAUCGCAACAUUCAGCCCAUUCUUCAGGAUAAUGGUCAACUAAAUAUCAUGCAAAUUUCCAGUCUGGUUUUGGUGUUGAGCAUGCAGAGAUUACACGCUACCUGCAAGUUGAAGGGUGGAGCAUGGCUUAAUCUUCCAGCGGUGGCAGUCCAAUGCGUCAGUGACUCGACACUGCCUCUGUGUUCAGACUGGAUCAAAAAGCAUCAUAUUGCGCUCUCUGUUGAGGCAGGGUUUGGUGGGGGGAUGCUGCAGGAAAGGACGUUGAAAUUCUCCUGCUGCAAAGGAUCACCACAUUAGUUUCCAUGGCUGGCCUCUGUGAUGUGCUCAUAUUAUCUUUGCAAUGUCAAGAUCCCUUCUCUGGAAAACAUGGUUGGAGGCUAGCUUGCGUUCACACCUCACAUCUUUCAAAGGUUGAAGCCAGAGGUGCAAAAAAAAAGACAACUUCUGUAGCCAUGGCAGGACAGCCCAUAAAGAAAGGCAGAUCUCCAGAGUCUGACACCACCUUCAUCAUCACGACCAGCAGCUGGAGUGCUCGCUGCAGGAAGAGUGUGUGUUUGGCUCGACUGGCAACAGGAACACCACCAGGCCAAGCAUAGACCUUUUGGGACUGGAUCGCACUGUAAUGUAGUUGAUUUUAACUCCACGUGUAAACAUGUAAAUUUGUAUUUCUGCAAAAGGAUUUAAUUGUUUAUAUUGUAACCUUGUCUGGGGUCUUUUGGUUGGGCAGAGACUGCAUUGAUAUAUACCCUUGAUUAUUACCAGCAGGGGGUGCUGCAACCAUUCAAGACCCUUUUAGAAUUUAAAAAGGCAAAAAAAAAGAAAAAAAAGAAAGUUGCUUCAUGGAUGCUCUUGCAAAAGGAAACAAAUGUACACCCUGUUUAAUCUUAAUGACUACUGCAGUUAUGUUCUUUAUUGGAUAGAGUUGUAAUCAUUGUUAUUGGCAACCACGACAAAACCAUUCCUCUUGUUUGAUGGCACCUCUUAACACAGCUACAGCAAUGGCCAAGAAAACACUGUUUGGUUUCUCUCUCUGUCUCUCUCUCUGUCUUUGGUUGGAGUUUUGUUGUGUUGAAGAAAAUUAGGCUUUUGACCGUAACAGUCUGCUUAGUCCUGGUUGUUGGUUCACGUUGCCACCACUAACAACCAGUCUGGGGAAAAAAGUGACCUUUACCCUUCUGACUUCUCGACCUAACAGCUGCUAAAAUACAGUUGAUGUUUUCAGAUUCACAGCAAUAGUCUAGACCAUAGACCUUCUGGCUUCAUACCUGGGGAGAUAAACCUUUUUUUUUUUUUUUUUUGCAUUUCCAAGAAUAUUUUUGAUGAGAUUUGCCACAGGAAGGGCACAGCUCUUCCAGUUUCCACCUCACUAGUUUAACUAUUCAUAACUACUCCAAGCAGUGCUGUACCUGUCAGCAUGCCAAGUCUGUGAAGUGUUGUGAAUAAUAC
Messenger RNA from Thalassophryne amazonica, 5452 nucleotides. RefSeq names its product ubiquitin-conjugating enzyme E2Q family member 1 (gene ube2q1). Lineage: Eukaryota; Metazoa; Chordata; Actinopteri; Batrachoidiformes; Batrachoididae. The coding region runs from base 528 to 1649 and encodes 373 amino acids. The record is from RefSeq and is a predicted model, not a curated record. The transcript has 13 exons.